AUCAAACGUCAUCACGUUACGUCUUCUGUAUCCGGAAGUGUUUUGCAUUCUCCCGCGAAGGCGUUGGUAUUUUUCAAAUGGAUUAAAACGCAAGGCGGUCAUGGAGUCGGAGAGCACCGAGGGCCCGCUGUUAAGCCAAGCGGAGAGUUUCAGCUCCAUCCGGGAGCGCACCAUCGCGGAGAACAGCAUGGUGGUGCUCCUGCAGGGCCUGCGGGGGGAGGUGACCACAGUGGACCUGAGGAACGAGAGCACAGCACGGGGCCGGGUGAUCAACGUGGAUGCGUUCAUGAACGUACGCUUGGAGGAGGUGCUCUAUCGUGACCCCAAAGGGCGCCUCACGAAGCUGCAGGAUCUCUUUAUCACCGGUAGAAACAUCCGCUAUGUUCACAUCCCCGACCACAUGGACAUCAUGAAGACUAUACAGGGCCAGUUGGCGAAGAUCCACCGUGUCCGCAAUUUUGCCAAAGAAGGAGGCGGCAGAAAGGAGUUUGCCAAGAAUACAAAUUAAUUGAACUCUGUCCCAACGACAUGGAGCUGGUGUCGUUUUUUUCCCUGAUGUUGUGGCUUUACUUAUGAUUGAAAAUAAACCCUUACUGAUCCUGAA
Molecule: messenger RNA, 604 nt
Organism: Hippocampus zosterae (dwarf seahorse)
Lineage: Eukaryota; Metazoa; Chordata; Actinopteri; Syngnathiformes; Syngnathidae
Gene: lsm10
Product: LSM10, U7 small nuclear RNA associated
Exons: 2
Coding region: 101-508 (135 amino acids)
Biological process (GO): mRNA 3'-end processing by stem-loop binding and cleavage
Cellular component (GO): nuclear body; cytoplasmic U snRNP body
Molecular function (GO): U7 snRNA binding; histone pre-mRNA DCP binding
Source: RefSeq, a predicted model, not a curated record